Messenger RNA from Heteronotia binoei (common prickly gecko), 1719 nucleotides. It is a transcript of the gene SNX21, whose product is annotated as sorting nexin family member 21. Gene Ontology annotation, cellular component: early endosome membrane. The record is from RefSeq and is a predicted model, not a curated record. The transcript has 3 exons. Lineage: Eukaryota; Metazoa; Chordata; Lepidosauria; Squamata; Gekkonidae. The coding region runs from base 35 to 1141 and encodes 368 amino acids. Gene Ontology annotation, molecular function: phosphatidylinositol phosphate binding. Gene Ontology annotation, biological process: protein transport.
CUCUCCCUUGCAGGGUCCCCGCUGCCACAGCGCAAUGGCCUCGCGUAUCCUGCACCGCCUGCGGCACGCGCUGACCAAGGAAGGGGAGCCAGACGGCCUGCCCGACUGCGGCUCGGGAGUGGAAGAGUUUCCGGAAAGCUCCGAGCUGGAGGACGACACAGAGGGCCUCUCCACGCGCCUCAGCGGGACUCUGAGCUUCUCCAGCAAUUAUGAGGAUGAGGAGGCAGAGGAAGAAGCCCCUGAGGGGACCGGGCAGGACCUGGGAGAAGCCCCGCCUCCAGAGCUGCUGGGGGGUGCCUCAGAGGACGGAGAACCCGGCCCCCCGUCGGCCGAGCGCCAGGGCAGCAACAUGCUCACCCGGCAGCUGCAGGAGCUCUGGCGGAAGUCGCGGGGCAGCCUCGUGCCCCAGCGCCUCCUCUUUGAGGUGACCAACGCCAACGUGGUCAACGAGCGCAGCUCCAAGUACGUGCUCUACACCAUCUACUUGAUCCGGGCGGGGCAGUUUGACAAGGCCCCCGCCUCCAUCGCCCGGCGCUAUUCAGACUUUGAGCAGCUGAACCGGCUCCUGCGGCGGCGCUUCGGCAGCGCCAUGGCAGGCGUCUCCUUCCCGCGGAAGCGGCUGCGGCGCAACUUCACCCCCGAGACGAUCGCCAAGCGCAGCCGGGCCUUUGAGCAGUUCCUCUCCCACCUGCAUUCCCGGCCGGAAAUCCGUCAUUCUGCCGAGUUCCUAGAGUUCUUCUUCCUGAGCGACCUGCGGGCAGCGCAGCGCCUGACUUGCAGUGGCAUGUACCGCGAGGCCCUGGGGGCGUGGGCCAAUGCCCACCGGCUGCAGGACAAGCUGGGCGCCUGCCGCUCGGGCCACUUCCUGCUGAGCCUGGCGGGGCUGGCCGUCUGCCACCAGGAGCUGGACCGCCUGGCCGAGGCCCACGCCCACAGCGAGCAGGCCUUGCGGCUGCUGGAGGCCCAGGACAGCCACCCGUUCCUGGCCCCCUUCCUGCAGGCCCACGUCCACCUCACCUGGAUGCUGGGCAAGGACAAGCGGCAGGCGGAAGCCUGGCUGCAGAGGCUGCAGGACACUGGGCUGGCUGGGCCACAGCCCCCCACCCUGAAGGAGCUCCUCGUCAAGCAGCCCCUGCCCUGAGCCUGUGGGAGGGAGGGAGGGCAGCCUGGCUAGAGUCGCACUUCUCCCCUGGCCUAACCAAUCCGGCAGCCGGGAGAGGAAGGAAGGGCUGCUUGGGACGGAUUUGACCUGGGACUUGGCCAGGGGGGCGUUAAUAGUACUUGAAUGCUUGAGGGGACAAGGGACGGCCCCCUUCUGCCUCACGGGAUGACACUAACCCCCGCCCAGCACAGGGUAGGUAGGGAGGGAACUCGGCGGCUAUGGGAGGGGAAGCUGCUGCUGCUUUGGGAGAGAAGAACGACUGAGGUGCUACCAUCAGGGCAGAGGCAAAGGGAAGCUGAGGGGGAUGCUGCACUGGAACUUUCUGUCCCUCGGCCACGGGAGCCCCCAGCGGUAGAAUAGCCUCUCCAGCAACUGGAGGAAGUUGUCUCCCUGUUGACACAGCAGUCUCCCCUCCCCAGUAACGGUGCAGUAAGAAAGGGAUGGAGGCCUGGCCUCUCCCCGGCACAGGAGACCACAGCCUCGUGGGAAGCCUCAGUCACUUUAUUAGCCAUAGGAACACUGCAAUUUACAAGCCCAAUAAAAUAAGUGCUACCGAA